Messenger RNA from Carcharodon carcharias (great white shark), 1411 nucleotides. RefSeq names its product natural killer cell receptor 2B4-like. Lineage: Eukaryota; Metazoa; Chordata; Chondrichthyes; Lamniformes; Lamnidae. The transcript is spliced from 6 exons. The record is from RefSeq and is a predicted model, not a curated record. The coding region runs from base 78 to 992 and encodes 304 amino acids.
GAGCCGCUUGGAGAAAGAAGUUGCGAGUCGAAGAGUGUAAGACUCAGUGAGUGGAUGACAUUCUCUUAUGAUCAACCAUGGCAAACAAGAUAAAAAAACAAAUAGUACACAACACAGAUAUGAGGAAAUUGGUCCUCUUUAAUAUGAAAAUAUGGGCAUUGCUUUCAGUAUUCCAUUUGCUUACACUGUGUGAGACUGAGAUCUCAGCUGUAGCCAAAACUACCAUUAAUGCCAUUGUGGGAGAACAGGUUUUGUUCCCGGUACAUAACCAAUGUGGAGCUCAGUAUGAAAUAACACUUGUAGCAAAAUCACCAAUUCAUGCUAAACUUGCUUCAUGGGGAUUCAACACGUUUGAGAAACAUGCAAUGUAUGAAAACAGACUUCAAAGGAGCAUGAAUGAUUCUGUGAUGCUGCAAAAUGUACAGAUUAAUGACACUAAAUUAUAUGGAAUACAAGUCGAUUGCUACAGCAGAACAGUGACAGAGACAAGUGAAACAUUAUUUGAUUUGCAAGUGUUUGAGCCAGUUUCCAAGCCUUUGAUAACAAUAAAUUGUUCAGCUACAAUUAUCACCCUGAGCUGCUCAGUGUCCAGGGGAACAAAUGUCACAUUUCUCUGGGAAAAAUCUUUGUCUGGAGCCAUCAAUACAGCCGAUAAUGGGGCAGAACUAGUGCUAGGCCAUGUUAGCGAACAUGAACAAUACCUAUACAGAUGUAUAGGAGAGAAUCCAGUCAGCAAUGCAAGCAGUGAUCCAAGCAUCAUAAAGCAGUGUAAUAGGAAGAAUGCUAAAGAUCGGAAGGAACUGCACUUGAUAAGUGCUGCAAUAGUAUGGCUUCUUGCUUUAAUUUUAUUUGUAUUCAUCUGCUACAAAGUAAAACGGACUGCUCGUAACAAAGCAAGCAAUACAGCAACACAAAUGAGGAAUGAAGAAAUAACUUACCUCAAAGAUGGAGCUAUUGAAGCCACAUAUAUUACAAUAAUUGAUUCAAGCUAAACACUGCCCAUUAUCUGCAGAGUGCUACUUGUACUAUUAGUCUGUUGGUGAAAAAAAAUGAUUAUCAGUAAAAAUGGAAGGAAUAGAAGCUUACUGGGCUGCAGAAUGAGAAUCAUUGGUAUGAGGUUUUUCAUGAAGCUUUACUGUGUCAGAGAUUGUAAUAGAAUUGUGAAUUUUAUGUUGCCACCACACUCUGACAAAACUGCAGUUUAGAUCAUUGCAUUAUACAUGCAUGCCAUCAGGCAGCAGACACUGAAUGCUUAUCAGGGUCCUGACAAUUUGUUCCACUGUCUGCUCUGGGGAACACUGGUGCCAAUUGCAUCAGAUUGUCUCUCCAGCAGCAAUCAGCACAUUCAUUCUGAUGACUGAUGUGCAUUUUUAGUUUUGCUAUGUUGCAUGUCUGUAUAUUAAAGGUGGAA